Messenger RNA from Merops nubicus (carmine bee-eater), 759 nucleotides. It is a transcript of the gene AASDHPPT, whose product is annotated as aminoadipate-semialdehyde dehydrogenase-phosphopantetheinyl transferase. The record is from RefSeq and is a predicted model, not a curated record. Gene Ontology annotation, molecular function: holo-[acyl-carrier-protein] synthase activity; magnesium ion binding. Lineage: Eukaryota; Metazoa; Chordata; Aves; Coraciiformes; Meropidae. The annotation marks the transcript as partial. Gene Ontology annotation, cellular component: cytosol. The transcript is spliced from 5 exons.
GCUGGUCGCCUGCUGAUACGGAAAUUAAUUGCAGAAAAGUUGUGCAUACCUUGGAAUGAAAUACACUUGCAAAGGACGUCAAAAGGAAAACCUUUCCUGGCAAAUAAUGUAGUCAGUAUCUAUCCUAAUUACAACUUCAAUGUCUCUCAUCAAGGAGAUUAUGCAGUUCUUGCAGCUGAGCCUGAGCUUCAAGUUGGUGUUGAUAUCAUGAAGACUACUUUACCAGGUAGUAGUUCAAUUCCAAAUUUUUUUCGUAUCAUGAAGCGACAGUUUACCGAAACAGAGUGGAGAGUAAUCCAGUCUAUGAGUAGUGAAUGGAAGCAGCUGGAUAUGUUUCAUCGACACUGGGCCUUAAAGGAAAGCUUCUUAAAGGCUAUUGGAGUUGGGAUUGGCUUUAACUUGCAAAGAAUUGAAUUUAAUGUGUCCCCGUUGCAACUGGAAAUAGGCAAGGUGUAUAAUGAGACAACAAUGCUGCUGGAUGGCAAUAAAGAAGAAGAGUGGACAUUUGAAGAAACCCGGUUAGAUGACCAUCAUCAUGUCGCAGUGGCUCUUGGGAAACAGGAGGGAGCUGGACAGAAGCAUUCUGAUGUAUGUUCUACGGAGCCUAACCAACCACAGUUUACAUUAUUGACUUUUGAAGAUUUAGUUGCUUCUGGUAUUCCAGUCACACCUGAGGAUUCUGCAUAUUGGGAUAAUUUUUGUUCUAAGCAGGAGAGUCCAGUGCAAUACAAUUCAUAUUCAAGAUCAGAAUGCUUAUAA